AUGGGCGAGAUACUCGCCGCGCCGUGCGCGUCGUCGUCGUCGUCCCCGUCUUCUUCUUCGCGAGGAGACGGGUCCUCCCAUGCUACCUCCGAGAGAGACGGCCGCGUGGCGUGGCUCCACUCCGGCAGCGCGGGCGUGGAGCACAUCCUCGCGGUCCCUCGCGUGCGCGACGCCGUCGCGCCGCUGACGAACGCCAGAGGCGCCUUCUCCGCGUCGCUCGGGGAGUGGGCGUUGUUCGCGUCGUUGUGGUUCGCGAAGAAGGUUCACGCGAUGCGCGCGUCGCAGGCGAAAGGGGAGUGGAUGCGCGACACGGUCGGGAUGCUCCAAGGGAAGACGAUGUCGAUCGUCGGGUACGGGGACAUCGGGAGAGCGUGCGCAGUUCGCGCGAAAGCGUUCGGGAUGAAGGUCGUCGCGCUGCGGCGGGAUCCGAGUAAGGCGCGUUCUACGUCAAACUGGUCCCCAUACGACCGCGGUGGCGUGGUGAACGCCAGCCUAGCUAGGUUCCCGACCCACCGCGACCGACCCGCCGCCGACGAUACAUCCUCCGUCCGAUCCGAUCCGAUCCAGGCCGAGGGCGAUUUCGUCGUGCUCGCAUUGCCGCACACGCCGGAGACGGAGGCGCGCUCUAUACACUGGUCCCCAUACGACCGCGGUGGCGUGGGACUCAUCGACGCGUCCAUGAUCGCGUCCAUGAAGCCCACCGGGGUGCUCGUGAACGUCGGGCGCGGCGCCGUCGUCGACGAGGACGCGCUCGUCGACGCGCUGACAAGGGAGAAGAUCAAGGGCGCGGCGUUGGACGUCACCGCGACGGAGCCGCUGCCGGCUGGGCACGCGUUUUACGCGCUCGAAAAUUGUUUGAUGUCGUUUCACUGCGCGGACCUCACGGAGGAUUACCACGAGCUGACGAUGACGACGUUCAUACGGCACGCGCGCGCGUACGUCGGGGAAGAAGAGGGCGACGACGCCGCGUGGAACGUCGUGAGCAAGGAGAAGGGGUACUGA
Micromonas pusilla CCMP1545 is the source of this 1002-nucleotide messenger RNA. RefSeq lists its product as uncharacterized. Bases 1 to 1002 code for a protein of 333 amino acids. Gene Ontology annotation, molecular function: NAD binding. The record is from RefSeq and is a predicted model, not a curated record. NCBI's taxonomy places the organism in Eukaryota, Viridiplantae, Chlorophyta, Mamiellophyceae, Mamiellales, Mamiellaceae. The transcript has 3 exons.